AUGCCAAGUACGUGGAGUAAGUUGGUGCCACAGCUCGGGCGCUUUGAUUGCCGACUCCGGCGCACCUUUGCAGGCAACGCACUGUUGCUGCAAAGUAGUCAUCUUCAGCGGCCGUUAUCGGGCGAAGUCAGCUUCCAGGAUCCGAUCAGCAGAAAAUCGUCCUCCUCAUUCCAACAGUGGUUUUGUCGUUUCAGCACGUAUGCGGAUUGGACGCAGCACUUGGUGGAGGAUAACGCGCGGGAGCCGAGCUUCACGCCAGCUGUACAGUCAUCACUUGGAGAAUUUGUCUGGGCACCGGUGAGGAAGAGCUCUUGUCGGCUACCUUCACCCAUCCUCCUGUUCCUCAGGAGUCGCAGCACGGCCUCGCUCACCCAGCAUAUCGUCGCUGCUUCAUCAGCACACAACCCACACCGCAGGGCCACUGUCAAACCCGCUGGACCCGGCAGCCCAACCCCCAAGCAAGAGCGGCGGCAUGCUCGGAAAUAUGUUCAAGUCCGGAUUCUUUUGCCCGACCCGUUGUCCGUACAGAAGAAGAAAACUAUCGCUACA
This is a messenger RNA of Mesorhabditis spiculigera, 549 nucleotides long. Lineage: Eukaryota; Metazoa; Nematoda; Chromadorea; Rhabditida; Rhabditidae. The record is from the annotation of a GenBank genome assembly.